Molecule: messenger RNA, 721 nt
Organism: Varanus komodoensis (Komodo dragon)
Lineage: Eukaryota; Metazoa; Chordata; Lepidosauria; Squamata; Varanidae
Product: C-C motif chemokine 17-like
Exons: 3
Coding region: 18-305 (95 amino acids)
Biological process (GO): positive regulation of ERK1 and ERK2 cascade; immune response; neutrophil chemotaxis
Cellular component (GO): extracellular region
Molecular function (GO): CCR chemokine receptor binding; chemokine activity
Source: RefSeq, a predicted model, not a curated record
CCUCAAGGACACCAGCCAUGGCCAGUCUGAAGACCACUCUGCUGAUGGCUCUGAUCUUAGCUGUCUUUUAUCAACAAAUAGAAGCAACAUGCGUCACCUGUCCAAAGGAGUGUUGCUUUGAUGUGAAGAAGGGAUUACCUAUUCCCCGCAGAAACCUGGACUUUUACUACAAGACGUCCAGCGAAUGUCACUUAAAAGCUGUUGUGCUUGUCAAUAAGAAAGGCAUUCCAAUCUGUGCCAACCCGCAGAUGUCUUGGGUGAAGAAGGCAAUGACAGUCUUGCCGCACAAGAUGAAUUCAUCUUGAAGAUGGAUGCAACUGGUGUCAUGGAGCGCAUGGUGACCGGCAGGUCCUGCUUGGAGCGACUGGCAAAUGGGCUGUAUUUAUUGCUAGUGAAUUGCCUGUGGAUGCUUGGCUGCUCCAGCCUGUCCAUCCCUGCUCGUGUUUUCUCUCCCUCUGGGGCUGCUGCGCCACCCCAGCUCUCUUCAGCGGGGAAAGACUGGGAGGGUUUCAAUAUUUGCAAGUGGGGGAAUGUGAAGCUGGCAGGGCACCCCUUUCUGCUUUGCUACAAUGGGAACAUCCCUACGGGAGACCCACCAGCCUUGCAAGAAAGAGCGUUCUGCCAGCUGACGGCGUGCAUACCCUGCAUUUCCUGCUGCGGAUGCGUGAUCAUCUUGCUUCUCUGGAAGGCUGCUUUGUCCAACCAAACGGCUGUGAUCUUG